Coregonus clupeaformis (lake whitefish) is the source of this 5817-nucleotide messenger RNA. RefSeq names its product serine/threonine-protein kinase SIK2-like. Gene Ontology annotation, cellular component: cytoplasm. Lineage: Eukaryota; Metazoa; Chordata; Actinopteri; Salmoniformes; Salmonidae. Gene Ontology annotation, molecular function: protein serine/threonine kinase activity; tau-protein kinase activity; ATP binding. Gene Ontology annotation, biological process: protein phosphorylation; microtubule cytoskeleton organization; intracellular signal transduction. The coding region runs from base 778 to 3219 and encodes 813 amino acids. The record is from RefSeq and is a predicted model, not a curated record. The transcript has 11 exons.
UAUAGAAUAGAAUUGACAUGCCAUCCAUGCAGUUUAAAAAGGUUCAUAAUGAUUAAGAACCAUUUUUGGUUUCACUUUUUCCCCCAAAGUAAGGAGAGGAAAGGCAACUUGAAAGUCGAGGGAGCGCAUGUAAACGCUGGGAUGAGCGAGCGCCAACUCGGGCUCUGCUAUGCAUCAACAGCUUGGGAGGAAACAUCACGUGGUGACACAUCGCCGAGACUGACGUCACCGUCCCCGUCUCCAAGCAACCUCUCCAUCAGCACUCGCGUCACCGCGCGCCAAGCCGCACGGUUGCCCAGCAACUUCAGCUUUGCGCUCGCGCCCAGCCUUGCGCCCCACUCGAAGCUCUGACGCGGGUGUGACGUUAAUGAGAUGGUAUCAAUUUGUUAUAGGAGCGCGAGAGGAGGAGUUUCCAUAUGAACGCUGCGGCUGUCCGCAUUCCAGAGGAGUGCACAUGCAGAAGGAGCAGUGCAGUGCAGUAGCCGAUUAUGUGACCGGCCAAGUCACCCUGUAAAUAGUUCUUACUGAUACGACUGGCACACAGUACUGUACAUUUCUGUACAUAUUUCGUUAAAAUAAAUAAAAAAUAAAAAGUUCUAUGUUGUAUUAUUAUACUUUUCUCGUAUUUACAGCAAAUACAAUAUCCUUAUGGAAUGACUUGUUUAGCUGCCUAUGACAACGGAUUGAACUGUGAGAGGUGUACCGACAUCCAAUACGAUAGCCAACUACACACAAUUUGAAUCCUAUCCUUUGGAAUACAUUAAUCAGUCGGGCAUCAUGGUGAUCAUAACGGAGAGCAGCCCGGGGGCCCAGCCCAACCAUACUCAUGGAAGGCCUCUACAGGUCGGCUUCUACGAGAUCAUCCGCACGCUGGGGAAAGGAAACUUCGCUGUGGUCAAACUGGCAAGGCACAAAGUCACCAGAACACAGGUGGCCAUAAAGAUAAUUGACAAGACCAGACUAAACCCGUCCAACCUAGAGAAGAUCUACAGAGAGGUCCAGAUCAUGAAGCUGCUUAACCACCCCCAUAUCAUCAAACUCUACCAGGUUAUGGAGACUAAAGAUAUGCUGUAUAUUGUGACAGAAUACGCCAAAAAUGGAGAGAUGUUCGACUACUUGACCUCAAAUGGGCGCAUGAGCGAGGACGAGGCACGGAAGAAGUUCUGGCAAAUCCUGAUGGCGGUGGACUACUGCCACAGACACCACAUCGUUCACCGUGACCUCAAGACUGAGAAUCUGCUGCUGGAUGCCAAUAUGAAUAUCAAACUGGCCGACUUUGGAUUCGGAAACUUCUACAACUCAGGCGAGCCCCUGUCUACGUGGUGUGGCAGCCCUCCCUAUGCAGCACCCGAGGUGUUCGAGGGGAAGGAGUACGAAGGGCCACAGUUGGAUAUCUGGAGUUUGGGUGUGGUUCUGUACGUUCUCGUGUGCGGAUCCCUUCCGUUCGACGGGCCCAGCCUCCCCGCCCUCAGACAGAGAGUCACAGAGGGGCGCUUCAGAAUCCCCUUCUUCAUGUCUCAAGACUGUGAGAACUUGAUCCGUAAGAUGCUGGUGGUGGACCCAGCCAAGAGGAUCAGUGUGGCCCAGAUCAAGCAGCACCGCUGGAUGCUGGCCGACCCCACAGCUCCUAACCAGACCCUCAGCAUGGCACUGCCCCUCACAGACUACAACUCCAACCUGGGGGACUACAGCGAGUCCGUCCUAGGCAUCAUGCAAACCCUGGGCAUCGACCGCCAGAGGACCAUCGAGUCUCUGCUGAGCAGCAGCUACAACCACUUCUCUGCCAUCUACUACCUGCUGUUGGAGAGGGACAGGGAACACCGGGCCCUGCAGCUCAGUCGCCAGUGUGGGCCCCGGACCCAGAAACCCAGGAGCACCUCCGACUCCGGUACCCCAGAGGUCAUCAUGGAGGACAGCUUCAGAACUUCAGCCUACCCCAUUCAGUGCAAGACCACACCUCCCAUGCACUCAGAGAUGGAAUAUGACCAAAGUGCAUUGUUCCAGCGUGUGAUGUUCCCGGUGGAAGCCAGUCUGAACCGACAGCUGUGUAACCGCUCCAUCUCCCCAAACAGCCUGCUGGAGACCAGCAUCAGUGAGGAGGUGCGGCCCCGUGACUUGGAGGAGGAGGAGGUCACACACACCUGCUCACCCCUCAUCCUGCCCACCACCACCUCCCGGCGACACACCCUGGCCGAGGUCUCCCCUCACUUCCACGAGUGCAACCCCCCCUGCAUCGUGGUCAGCCUCUCCGACGGUGCAUCGUCUGACAGCUGUCUGAAGUCCUUGUCCACCCCCAACCCUGCCCUGCGCCCCCCUGUGGGGGGCCUGUCAGCCAUGACAGCCUCUGGGACUGGCCCCAGGGCGCUGGUCCCUGCCGGUACCCACCCGGCCCUCUUCUCUCACCUACUCCCCCAGGCCCAGGCUUCCAGCUUCCAGGAGGGCCGCAGAGCCUCUGACACCUCCCUCACACAAGGUCUGAAAGCCUUCCGCCAACAGCUGAGGAAGAACACGCGCACUAAGGGUCUUCUGGGUCUGAAUAAGAUCAAUGGUCUGGCAAGGCAGGUCUGUCCUCUGACCUCCGACCACAGUAGCCGUGGCAGCCGGGGAUCAAUAGGCCCCACCAUCAAUGAGCACUGCAGCAUGCUGGAGGAAGUUCUGCACCAGCAAAGAAUGCUCCAGAUACAGCACCAGCCCCAGGCUCCUCAGUCAGCAUCUACCCAGAACCCCCUGUUCUUCCUGUCCCAGCAGCAGCCCCCCUCCCCCACCUCUGUCUUUGCCCCCUCUACCCUGUUUGACACACCCACCCCCUCCCUCCUCCAGGAGGAACCUCAACACCUGUCCCUACACCAGAGCCCCCUGGCUCUCCAGCACGCCUUCUGGCAGCAGCCUCUGGAGUCAUCUUCCUCCUCCUAUGGCUCCUCUUCCUCCUGCUCCUCAUCAUCAUCCUCCUACUGCGCCUCCUCUUCCUCCCUCUCCCCCGUGGCCUCCGCUGCUUACCUCCUCGAGGCUCGCCUGCACAUCAGCCAGCAACCCAGCCUCUAUCCCCAGACCAACCUCCACUACCAACCCCAGGCCCAGAACCAGGCCUUCACCCAGGGCCCCUUCCCCCUCAUGGUCAGGCAGGGGAGGUGGAGCCUGGAUUCAGCCUCCGGGAGAGAGUCUGAGAUGCAGGAGCUGAGCCGGGCUGGACAGCUGAGCAGCUGUGUGAUGGUGAAGUAAUGGAGAGAAAGAAAGGAGAAACAGGAAACAACAAAUUCCUACUGGACCAGAGUACUUGUUCAGUAUGGCAACCUGAGGAAAAAUGUAAUGGUGAUGUCAUCACUGAUGGACAGGAAGGGUGAGCACUUUUUGACAGUGGGAACAGAACUUUGAGCUGUGGAGUUACUCACAGAUCAUCAGAUGACGAGAAUAAGAUGAUAGGAUGACAGAACAGAUCGUCCUAAUUGUGAAAAGAGAACAAUUGGGGAGAAAAACAAACUCUAUGAAAAACUCAUUAUAGAGUGGACAGAUAAAAAAAAAACAGAUGCAAGUGACAAAUCUAAACUCUCUUGAACAACAUGCAAACACUCACAUCUAGGUGUGUGUAUCUGUGUGUGAUCACAUAAGCUGACAAUUAAGCAAUAACAAAACUUUGGGGAGAUGGCUCUUAGUUCUUUUCGAACCCCCCCAGAGAAACAAAAAGGUCUGGGACCCCCUCAACGCAACAGGGGACCCCUGUACCUGUCCUUUCUCCCUAAUGGGGACCCCAACUCACCCAUCUCCUUCUCUGGAGGGGUGUGUGAAGGACUAGUCUUGAAAAAACAAUGAGGACUGGUAUCAAUGAACCAGACUAGGUCAUGUAAGACUUAUUUCAACAGUUGUGAGUUUUUUCAGUUUUUUUGUUUGUUUGAAAACAGGAGGAUCCAGUCUUCCUGAUUUUGUCUUUUCCAUUUUUGCUUACUGUAUACAGACCUUUACUACAUUUCAUUGUUUUUUACUUUAUUUUUUUGAUAUUACUUUGUGGCAAUCCUACACGCAUGCAGCAUCAGAACUAUUCUAAUCUUCCAAACAAUCUUUGAACACAAUGUUAUAGUGAUUUCACAAACUGUGAUUUGUUUGUGCAAGAUUCUAGCUGAGCUAAUGCUGCUUUUACCACAGAAGAAGAUAAAAACCUGGUACAUCUUGAUCAGCCGAAACGGAAGAAAAAAUGUACUUGCUGAGUGUCUAAAGCACAAUAGGUACUGCUAUAAGCAAGCAGUGUGUGUGUGUGUGUGUGCCUUAAAAAAAGGUUGAUUUCAAUUGAUAAUUUAUACUUAUGUAUGGUUACUUUCUAAUCAUAUUCCCUCUGUUUUUAUGUCCUUAUGGCGAGGAAUCCUCGAUCAUGCUAUUUUGCUGUUUAAUCAUUACCUUCUCAGGCAACCAAGUCCCAAAAAUGUGGAAACACUGUCUAAACUUAAGACCCUGAAGACCUAUGAGCAUGAUGUCAUUCCCUAUCAGUGACUUUAACCACUUUACUUUUCACUUGAUGUGAAGGCUAUGUGUAGGCUAUAUGCUGUACUGCUUUCACAUAGCCAGAACAAAGACUUUGGGACUAUAGUGCAAUAUUUCACAUUGAAAUGCAGAGGAAAUUAGAAAUAAAGAGCUGACAUAGGAUCGUACAUUACCUGCCUGCUGGUACCUUCAGAGGGCGCUAGCUGAGUAGAUCAGAGACUAGAACGCUUCUGUUUUUGUUGAACAUGAACAUAGAUAUGAAUAGGUGUAAAAGAAAGGACCCAAACCAUUUCAUAGUGCUUUUCCUCUUGACAACACAGUUGCCUCUGCCAUUGUACAAUGGCAGAACUAGAGAUAAGCCAAAGAGAGAGCAGAGUAAGAGAAAGAAGCACUGCUUACUUUCCAGCAACUCAAAAUGCUAGCUAGCUAGUGCUUUCAUGGUGUACUCUGUGUAGCUCAUGCUAUGAGCAAGCUGCUUCUGCCACAAGAUGCUAAUGUGUUGAAGAUUCCCCUAGCAGUUGGGUUCCAGGACCAUGGCUGUAUUUGUAUUUUUCUAAGAAAAGAAGAAAAGAAAAUGGAAAAAAACUUGUAGCACUACAAUAAUUUUUGCUGCAAUGUGAGUUUUCUCAAUGAAUUGGCCGUAGGUGGUAGAGGUCGCUAGCUAGAGGUAAAUACAACGUACUUGGGUGUAUGUGUUAGGCCUAUUUAUUUUUAGAGAAUGUGUUUGAAACACCACCAUUUACUUCAGCUGUUUCCACCAUGAUAGCUGUGCACCUUUGUUAUUUUGGUUAGUUUGACCAUAUCUUUGAAGUGGUCUUCUUUUGAACAACAUGUUGAAGAGGAAAAGUGUUGGAAGCCUGAAGCUUAAAAGUUGUUUGAUAGAUUUCUCUCUGAAAUAAGCAGUGUUAAUAUUUCUUAAUGACAUUAGAUUUUGCUUGAUUACACUCACCAACAGCGCUUGUGCCUUCUUCAGAACAAACCCCCUACGAUCAGAGUAACCCUCUUUCCUCCAAUCAGCACAAAGAGAAAACGGGUGGGCCCAUAAGACCCAGUUUUGCUACUUUGAUUUAACUUGCUGUAUUGAAGAAAAAAAUAAGCAUUUCACUUUACAAUGAAUAUAUCUUCACAAACUUAGUUUGACCAAACUAUUGAAACACUAAGAACCUUUUUGACGCAGAUCUGUAAGAUGUCCUAUUUGGUAAAAUGUUGGAUAUUAAGAAAUAUGCGUUAUGAUUUUCCUGAUUUGCUACUUGACUGUGUGUGUGUGUUUGUAUGAAUGUUAUAUGAAAAUAAAUAUUGUUUCUUUAUGUGGCUAAUUUAUUUGAAUAAAACAUGAAUAAACAUGAA